AUGGUCGCAAAGAAUACUGCCUUUGAUCUGCAGAAAUGCGCGCGAUCCAACAUCCUCGCAUUGGAGCCAUACCGAUGCGCGCGCGACGACUACAAAGAUGACGGCACCAACAUCCUCCUCGACGCGAAUGAGAACGCAUAUGGACCGGGACUAGCAUUAAAUGGCGAGGGAAAGCUACCUGGCGCGAAUGUCAAUGGCACUUCAGACUCGUCUUCCGCGAUUGACGUCGAUUUGCUUGGCCUGAACCGAUACCCAGAUCCCCACCAAGAAGAACUUAAGCAACUCCUCUGCAACCUCCGAAAUACCCACAGCCACACACCGAAGAAGAUCACGCCCGCCAACCUCUUCGUUGGUGUCGGCUCAGACGAAGCGAUCGAUGCUCUUAUUCGCGCCUUCUGCGUUCCCGGCAAGGAGAAGAUCCUAACAUGUCCGCCCACGUACGGCAUGUAUAGCGUUUCUGCGCAGGUCAACGAUGUUGCCCUAGCCAAGAUCCCCUUACAAACCCCAAGUUUCGAUCUCGACGUACCCGCGAUACUGAAGGCGAUGGAUGAGGACAAGAGCAUCAAGCUAGCAUAUCUGUGUUCGCCUGGCAACCCGACCGGAAAGCUACUCAAGAAAGAGGACGUACAAAAGAUACUAGAACACCCAUGGAAUGGUGUGGUCGUGGUGGACGAAGCAUACAUCGACUUUUCACCUGAUGGAACAAGUCUGGCAGAGUGGGUCGCCGAGUGGCCGAACCUGGUAGUCAUGCAGACACUGUCGAAGGCCUUCGGUCUUGCAGGUAUUCGACUAGGCGCUGCAUUCGCGGAUCCGGCAAUCGCACAGAUCCUGAACAACAUGAAGGCGCCGUACAACAUCCCCAACCCCACGAGUCAGCUCGCACGCGCAGCUCUGAGCCCGAAACACCUGCAAGUUAUGACACGAAACAAGGACCUUAUCGUCAAGCAGCGCAACAGGCUGAUAGAGGAACUGCCCAAGAUUCCCGGCAUCGGACAGCUUCACGGUGGUGUCGAGUCGAACUUUUUGCUCUACCAGAUACUUGAUGCGCCUGCGGAUCAAGGUGGCAAGCCAUCAAACGAGACGGCCCUGGCAGUAUACGAGGGUCUGGCAGAAGAGAAAGGCGUCGUAGUGAGGUUCAGAGGAAAAGAGCAUGGAUGUCUAGGCUGCUUGAGGAUAACUGUCGGUACAGAGAAGGAGGUAGAUCGCUUCUUGCAAGAGAUCAAGCAAGUACUAGAGGGUAUCCACAAGAGCUCUGGCAGGCUGGGGAAGAAGGAAGAGCAGCAGAGAGAACGAGAGGCAAACGAUGUGGUCGCAUGA
This is a messenger RNA of Alternaria postmessia, 1317 nucleotides long. RefSeq lists its product as uncharacterized. The record is from RefSeq and is a predicted model, not a curated record. Lineage: Eukaryota; Fungi; Ascomycota; Dothideomycetes; Pleosporales; Pleosporaceae. Gene Ontology annotation, biological process: L-histidine biosynthetic process. The transcript has 3 exons. Gene Ontology annotation, molecular function: pyridoxal phosphate binding; L-histidinol-phosphate:2-oxoglutarate transaminase activity. Bases 1 to 1317 code for a protein of 438 amino acids.